This is a messenger RNA of Clunio marinus, 3797 nucleotides long. The record is from the annotation of a GenBank genome assembly. Lineage: Eukaryota; Metazoa; Arthropoda; Insecta; Diptera; Chironomidae.
AAAUAAUUGUUUUCAUAUUUUCAAGUUCAAGCCACAACGUGGUUGUUUAUAAAUAAAAUCGAAGAAUUUCAAACGCUGGCAGUUAAAACGAUCUUAGAAUAAAAUUUUCUUCAAACAUCGCAUCAUCUUGAAAACUUUCAUUCGUUGAACUUAUUUCAAUAUUAUUGACAUUUUCAGAUAUAUCUUUCACAAUACGGUUAUCUCAGUGCAAAAGCAAGAAAUCCAUCAUCUGGUGGUAAUCUUUUAGCUCAAGAGUCGUGGGAGAAUGCAAUCAAAGAUUUUCAAGGUUUUGCUGGCAUCAACAUCACUGGUGAAUUGGAUGAAGAGACUGUUCACAUGAUGACAAUGCCACGAUGUGGUGUGAGAGAUAAAGUUGGUUUUGGAUCUGACUCAAGAUCAAAACGAUAUGCAUUACAAGGGAGUCGAUGGAAGGUGAAAGCUUUAACAUAUAGAAUAUCAAAAUAUCCUAAACGACUCAAUCGAGACGAUGUCGAUAAAGAAGUUGCAAAAGCAUUUGGUGUAUGGUCAGAAUACACAGAUCUCACUUUCACAGCGAAAAAGUCAAAUCCAGUUCACAUUGAUAUCAGAUUUGAAACUGGUGAACAUGGUGAUGGAGAUCCUUUUGAUGGACCUGGUGGUACUUUAGCUCAUGCAUAUUUCCCUGUUUAUGGUGGUGAUGCACAUUUUGAUGAUGCCGAACAGUGGACAGUUAAUAGCGCUCGAGGAACAAAUUUAUUCCAAGUAGCUGCUCAUGAGUUUGGACAUUCAUUGGGUCUUAGUCAUUCUGACGUAAGAAGCGCAUUGAUGGCACCAUUUUAUCGAGGCUACGAUUCCGUUUUCAAAUUAGAUUCUGAUGACAUUCAAGGAAUUCAAGCACUUUAUGGUAGAAAAUCAGGAGGUGGAAGCAGCGGUUCAGGAUCAUCUGGUCCAUCAGCAAAGACUACAAAAGCGCCAGCAGCACCAAGAGAAGACGACGCCAUGUGUAAAGAUCCAAGACUUGAUGCACUCUUCAAUACAGGUGAUGGCAGUACAUAUGCCUUCAAAGGCAACAAAUAUUACAAACUCACAGAGAAUGCAAUCGCUGAUGGCUACCCCAAACUUAUAUCUGAUGGAUGGCCUGGACUUCCCAGCAACAUUGAUGCCGCUUUCACUUAUAAAAAUGGAAAAACUUAUUUCUUCAAAGGAUCUAAGUAUUGGAGAUACAACGGAAGAAAUCUCGACGGUGACUACCCUAAAGAGAUCAAUGAAGGCUUCACAGGUGUUCCUAACAACAUUGAUGCUGCUAUGGUGUGGGGAGGAAAUGGCAAAAUUUAUUUCUAUAAAGGAAGCAAAUUUUGGCGUUUUGACCCUCUUAAAAGACCGCCAGUUAAAUCAACAUAUCCAAAACCAAUUACAAAUUGGGAGGGAAUUCCAGAUAAUAUUGAUGCCGCUCUUCAGUACACGAAUGGCUACACAUAUUUCUUUAAAGGUGAUAAAUAUUACAGAUUCAACGAUAGAACGUUUUCGAUUGACUCAGCGGAUCCAGCAUUCCCCCGUCCAUCAGCUCAUUGGUGGUUUGGAUGUAAGGACACACCAUAUCAGUACUCAGGUAACAUGGAGUUGGAAACUCAAAGUGAAAACGAAGAUAUUCUUGGAAAUUUCGAUGCAGGAGCUGAUGAUGAUAGACCUGCUCACGAUUCCAAGUAUGAAGGAAAUAGCAGUACCACUCACAAAUUACUCGCAAAUGUUCUUCUUCCCGCCAUUCUUUUAUCUAUCUAUCGUUGUAUUUGGCAUUGAACAUCAUCAACAACGUCAACAACAUUAGCAAAUUAAAAAAAAAAUAAAGCAAUAGCAGUAGGAACUAACAAACAAAUGCAAUCACGUUUAAUCGGUGACUAAAUGUAAUUCCAACCAUGUCGUUGAACAACAAACAAAACAAAAGAUCAAAACCCUUCUAAGAAUGUUUAUAAGUUAUAAGCCGCCACAUUUUGAUUCGAAGAAGCAAUCCAACAUGGCAUCAAUAAUAAAAGUUUCUACGAUGAAAUAUGCGUUGUAAAAAUUGUUUAAAAUCGGUGUCGUGCUCGAACUUAAUCUGUUUCGCGGAAUCAUCGAAUUUUAAAUUGAUUGAAAAGUGUUUCCCGUUUUAUCCAACACCAACAUGUGCACUUGCAAUUGCAAAACAAAAUCGUAAAUUGUAAACAUCUGAUUUAAGUGCGAUGUCGCAUUAAUUUUAGGUGAUAAGUCGACUAUCCAGUGUCACUAUUUAAAAGAUUUUCAUUAUUAUUUUUAUAAGAAUCGAAUCAUUUUUUUCUGAUUUCACUUCACUUUUAAUCUUGUGUUUGAAUCAGAACGAAAACGACUGAAAAAGCUGAGAAAGAUGCUAAAGAUUUGUGAAAUGAAAUCAUUAAGAUGGAAAUUCAAUAAUAAUUAAAGUUACGCAUGAUUUCAAAUUUUAAAAAGUGCCUUUAAUUAUGAGCGUCACUUCGCAGUUUGUUUGAAGCUUUUCAAAACAAAUUUUAUUAUUUCUAUGAAAAGUUUUAACCAAAUCGGGAAAACGUUUGAUGUAAAUAUUUGUUUUAGUUCGUAAUUAAUUUACUAAGUAGUUGUUAAAUAUUUUUCGGACCAUCCGUAAUUUAUAUCACAUUAAAAUAUGAUUGAAUCAGCGGAUUAUCCAGUUAAUAAAUAACAAUAUUUUAGCGAAAACUUCUCAAGUCCCAGCGAGCGUUUACCAGUAUUAUAACUUAUCGCGCUCAUAGUUUUUAAGGUCUUCCAUGAAGGCCACAGAGCUCCCAAAAAAUAUCCACGGAUUUGAGAUUGUUUCGCAAAAAAUAAAUCUUAUCAAAGAAUAAAGAAUUUUUAGUUUUUUAAUAAAAGAAAAACGUAGUGAAAAAAAUUGUGAUUCUUGAUAGAAGAAAAAAAGAAUUAAAAUUAUUAUUAAAUAAAAACUAAAUUAAUUUUUUUAUACUUUUUCUUUCUUUCCUUUAUAAUCUGUUUACACUUUAAACUUAACUUCGUCUAAAUAUUCUUAGGUAAUUUCUAAUUCUAACUCUCAUUCUUUUAUUGUAAAGUUCGUUUUUAUAUAUUAAUCGAAAUAAAAUAAAAAAGAAAAGUUUUUAAGUUGUUUUGACUAUAUUUUGUAUUUACAAUCCUAAAUAUCUACAUACAUUUUUAUUCCGCAUCUUUAUUUGGAGUUUUUUCUGGUAUUUGCAUAUCCAGUCGCUCACUUUCGCUCCUGAAACAUUCAUCAAAUAAAAUUGUGGAGCGUCCAUUAACUGAAUAGCGGAAUUCCCUCCAAGGCAUUAUUCCUUUCACUGGAAGUGUUCUGACUGCUCCUUUAUCAAAAUAAACUAAUUUGUUUGUUAAUGGGAUAUUUCCUUCAUAAACUGCAACUUACUUUAAAUUAUUUCUGUAUAUUUUAAAUGCAUAUUUGUGAACAAUCAAUCUCAUGGCUAUGCAUAACCCUGCUAGACCAAAGACAAUCCAAUGGUGAUCACUUUCAGACAUUACAGUCCUUCCACCAGUCAUAGGUUCAGGUUCUAGUUUUUGUGAAAGUUCUUUAUUACUAAAAAGUCGAACGACCCAAUAAGCACCGACAACCACUGCCGAAGCUGAUGUUACAAAACUAGCAGAUAAAACAUAGAGCUGCAUUGGCGCUUUAUAAAUUAUCUUCCAAUUCUCAUUUAAAUUAUGUUUUAUUUUGAAUUGUCUUUCUGAUGAUUUAUUAAAGAAACUUCGCCUUUGAAUGCAAGAAAUAGAUGAUUUUACUUCUCUCCUAUAGUUGCGAACAAUUAAACUCAACAUGAUAAAAAUAAAAAGAA